Messenger RNA from Girardinichthys multiradiatus, 4067 nucleotides. RefSeq names its product zinc finger protein 587. The coding region runs from base 226 to 2550 and encodes 774 amino acids. The transcript is spliced from 7 exons. NCBI's taxonomy places the organism in Eukaryota, Metazoa, Chordata, Actinopteri, Cyprinodontiformes, Goodeidae. The record is from RefSeq and is a predicted model, not a curated record.
AGAGACGGUUCUUUUACAUUAUACAAGAACAUCCGGCGGAAGUAGUCAGGCUUUUGUUUUGGAAGGCUGGCAGCCAGUGGCCGCCAUUAUUCUUCGUGGCUUGACGCCCGAGAUAAGACGGUUAAAUAUUUGUAACUAUUAUAUUAAAGCGCAAUCUGCUGCUUUAUUAGUUGUUUUUGAGCCGCCAGUCAGUUGGGUGAGCUAUCCGCGCAUUUUAAGGCCAGAAUGGACAGACGGUCCCAUACAACAGCUGCUGGAGCUUCCCUCCCUCUGGCCUCCCUCCGCCUGCUGGCCUCCCCGCUGCAGCUGACGUAUUCAUACAUAUGGCAGGUCAUACGGCAGAGGAACGUGAAGCAUUACUGCAAAGUAGAGGAGUUUGUGACCAUGGUGACACAGACUGUUCCGGAACUCCUGAGUUUCAAGCAGACUGCGCAACUUAUCCUGGGUUUGAGAGCAAGGAUAAUCUUGGACCUGCUUCAGAAUGACGGCCCACCUGAUUCCAAGACUAUUCAGAACCAUAUUAAUAGGUUAAAGAUAACAUCCUCAGCGAAGGAUGUGGAGGUGGAGAAAUCACAGACCAACUUCAUGGUCCUGAUCCAGAACCUGCUUAAAAAUCCCAAUGAGAGGAAACGUUUCUUUCAAGAAGUUUUCCCUGUCCAGUACGGCGUCAAGUUUGACACGGCACUGCAAGCCUUGAUUGCUGGCCUGGUUUGCAAGCUGGAGCAACUUCUUCCCGUUCCCAAUCUGUCCCAACUUGGUGCCAUGAUCUCAACAGAUGCCACACUCCUGGAUGCAUGUCGGGGCUUCCUCCCCGACCAGGGAGACCUGAAGAGUCUUCUGCAACACCAUCAGGGCAAAGGACUCCUUGGUGUUAAAGCAACUGUCUCAACUUCAGUGGGCGACUGUGUUCUCUCUUCCCUGGCUUUCAUGCCCAAACCAGUAGAAACUCCGCCGCCACCACAGCCACAAAGGCAGCCAGAGGUCACAGUCGUUGACAACAGCCCCGCCUCUCUCAGUGACAGCGAAGAUGUUGGAGGUUUUUCAGAUGAUGCAGCGAGCCCGGCAACCUCUGUUGAUGCACCUCAGCAGGAAGUGCCAAUAAGUCACAAGUCAGCCGCCGGAAACGGAGCAAAGGAAAAGGCCGUGAGGGCAACCGUGCAAAGCCAGAACCUCGAGCAGGACAAAAGUUCUGAACAGCAGCAGCAGGCCGUAACAACUCCUCAAAGCGAAAGGAAGGAUGGAACACCAGCAGCAUCAGAGAAACUAGAGUUGCAACAGCUGCCUCUGAAAUCAAUCCCUUUCAGGGUUGUUCAAGUGCCAGUCAAGACUGCUUCCACCUUAGCGAAAGACAACAAAAAGCCUCAAACCCACCGAGUCACAUUACAUCAGUGGGUGUCACAGAUCGCCACCAACUCGAUGUCUCUCCCAGAACUGCCGCCGCUUCCUCCGGGCAGACUGAGCGACGACGACGACCCAAGGCCGAGCAUAAGACGAAAGAAGCAGUUGAGACACCUGAUUGAUCGAUUUAACUGUACUGUAUGCGAUAAGAGCUUCCCCUAUCAGUCCAAGCUGAUGGACCACGAGCGCAUUCACACGGGAGAGAAGCCCUUUCAGUGCUCGGCGUGCAACAAGAGCUUUCGCACGCAGGCGUUCCUCAACAACCACCUGAAGACCCACAGCACGAUGCGGCCCUAUGCCUGUGGCCAAUGCGGUAAGUGUUUCACCAAACUUCAGAGUCUGACAAAGCACAUCCUCGCCCACAGCGGCCAGAAGCCUUUCUACUGCAACAUCUGCAAUAAGGGCUUCACGCAGUCCACCUACUUCAAGCGGCACAUGGAAUGCCACACGAGCCAGAUGACGUUCCCCUGCAAGCACUGCAGCAAAACCUUCCCGACGGCGUUCAAGCUGUCCAACCACGAGCGAUGGCACACCCGGGAUCGGCCCCACAUGUGCGAGCGCUGCGGGAAGAGGUUCCUCGUCCCCAGCUUGUUGAAGAGACACAUGGGCUACCACAUCGGGGACCGGCAGUAUCUCUGCUCCCAGUGCGGAAAGACCUUUGUUUACCUGUCCGACCUGAAGCGGCACCAGCAAGACCACAUACCCAAAGCAAAGAUCCCAUGCCCCGUCUGCCAGAAGAAGUUCUCCAGCAAGUACUGCCUGAGAGUUCAUCUGAGGAUCCACACCAGAGAGAGACCCUACCGGUGCCCCCUGUGCGACAAGAGCUUCACCCAGGUCGGGAACUUGAAGGUCCACAUCCGGCUACACACCAAUGAACGGCCCUUCAGCUGCGACGUCUGCGGGAAGACCUACAAGCUGGCAUCCCACCUCAACGUCCAUAAAAGGACUCACUCAUGCAAGAAACCCUGGACAUGCGAAACAUGUGGGAAGGGGUUCACGGUCCCCGCCCUGCUCAGGAAACACGAGCAGAUCCACAUAAAGGAGGCGAACCCCGACUUCGCCGGCAAGCGGAGGGUGAAGGGUAAGCACAAGAAGCAGUCCCUAAACAGGAAAUACGACGAGGAAGAAGAGGGCAGCGAUGACACUUAUUAAAGGAGACGGGAUAAAUGAGAAAGCCCUGAUCCGAGUUUAGAGCUUAAUGCCGAUCCCUGCUCAGAUAGGUCAAUGAAAACUGCUUCAGCACAAGACACAAUUUAAAGAUGCCACUGGGCGAGUGGAUUUAUAACUGAAAACAUGUGGCUGAUUAAGGGACAACUGAAUCUUAAGAUUAUAGUUAGAAUGUAGAAUAAAAUGAGUGGCUCUUAUAUGCUUGUGCAUGAAUAAUGGAUUUUCCCCUCGAUAUGAGUUUAUUGUUUUAGCAAAGGCAAAAACUGAAGGCUAGAUUUUAGAAGUUUAGUUUAAAAAAAAAACAAUUAUGCACCUAUGUGGUUUUUCAUAGCUGACGCUCAUGUUUGAUUUUGACUAUUCUGUUUUUGUAAAAACUGUAACACAAAAUAGAGAAAUUCCCUGCAGUUUCUUUGUGCGAGGUUGUAGAUUACACAAUUUUGUAAUUACAACAUUAUCCCCAAUAAUGCAUUAAACACUAUCUCCUUAAUGUUUAUUUUUAAUGAACACAAAAGAGUGUUGACUGAUGUGUUUAUAGGCAGAAAGUGAUCAAGAUUGGUUUUUGUGUGUUUACUGAAUGGAAAAAUAUCUGAUUUUUCACUUUUUCACCUGCUGAUAACCACUCGGAUGAUCAAGGGAAAAUUGGGAGAAUCUGUUCUUUGUCCGAUAGACCAGGAUCUAUUGUUUGAGUAAUGUAAACAGGGUUAAAAAAUCUGAUUUAUGGAAUUUGAGGAGAAAGCAAAUUAGAGAUGCACCCAUCAGGCUUUUCCUGCCUGGAACCAAUUUUCUAUAACACUUUAGAAAAGAAAUGCACAGCAGGUUCUUUGAACAGUAAAUAAUGGAAUUGGAAGAUUAUUCCAGUUCAUCUGAUUUUCAUUAAAGUAUUAGUUGAUGCAUUUAGAUAUCAGAGACGACCAAGUGGAAAUCAUCCAUUUCUAAUCUCUUGCUGAUUGGUGCAUCUCUAGAAAAAUCCAGCAUCAUCCUUUGCAUAAGGGUGUAUUUUUUAUAGUCCACUCGUGUCAUACCUUCUAAACAGUACAUGUUUCCUCAAAGCAUGUGACUUUAGAUUAAUUUUGUUGUUUGCUGCGUAAUAAAACGCUGUACCAUAUGAAUGAAACGUUUUCUGUUAGUGUAUUCUGGUGGAAAUUGUACUUAUCUGCUGUCUUUAUUCAAUCAUAAAUGUAAACCCUUAAACUUUUCUGUUUUUGUUAAAUGCCAUAAGCCCUUUUUGUCUUGAUUUAUGUAUCACAAUUGUGUUUUUCUAUUUUAUGACCGUAAUAGUGGAAACUGACUAGAUUUAAAGGCGAUCACAGCAAAUCUGUAAUUAAAGUUUGCUGUGAUUUUAAUAUUAUGUGUAAGCGGUCAUAUGUAUAUACCCUAGGUAUACCUGUUCUCAGUAUUUUUUGUUUUUCAUUUUUUUUAAAUAAACUAAAAUAAUUGGUUUUGUUGUAACUUAUAAAUGUGUUGUAGGAUAAAUAAAUCUUCUAAAUAAAUAAUAAAAAUAA